CGGCCAGGUUCCGGGAGGCGCUGCUCAGGACGAGGCCGCCUCCCCCUCCACGCCCGCGGCGGCGGCGGCGGCGGCGGCGGCGGCGGCGGCGGCAGCGGCAGCAGCCCGGAUGCGGCGGCGUGCGACGGGCCGGGAGGGCGGCGCGGAUGGAUCCAACAUGGCGACGCCGAGCCUGAGCCGAGAGAAGAGACCUGGGAAAUUAAGUUUCUUGCAAAGUGUAGUGGGGACUGCAGCUGCUGAGCGGGGGUUCUGGGCAGCAGUGCGCACCUGAGCCCCCAGCAUGGCGGGCCUAAAGCGGCGGGCAAGCCAGCUGUGGCCGGAGGAGCGUGGUGAGCAGGAGCACGGGCUGUACAGCCUGCACCGCAUGUUCGACAUCGUGGGCGCCCACCUGACACACAGAGAUGUGCGCGUGCUUUCUUUCCUCUUUGUCGAUGUCAUUGACGACCACGAGCGUGGCCUCAUCCGAAAUGGACGUGACUUCCUACUGGCGCUGGAGCGCCAGGGCCGCUGUGACGAGAGUAACUUCCGCCAGGUGCUGCAGCUGUUGCGCAUCAUCACCCGUCAUGACCUGCUGCCCUACGUCACCCUCAAGAGGCGGCGGGCUGUGUGCCCUGAUCUUGUAGACAAGUAUCUGGAGGAGACGUCAAUUCGCUAUGUGACCCCCAGAGCCCUCAGCGAUCCAGAACCGAGGCCUCCACAACCCCCCAAAACAGUGCCUCCCCACUAUCCUGUGGUGUGCUGCCCCACUUCGGGCCCUCAGAUGUGUAGCAAGCGGCCAGCUCGAGGGAGAGCCACACUUGGGAGCCAACGAAAACGCCGGAAGUCAGUAACACCAGACCCCAAGGAAAAGCAGACAUGUGACAUCAGACUGCGGGUGCGGGCUGAGUACUGCCAGCAUGAGACCGCUCUGCAAGGCAACGUCUUCUCUAACAAGCAGGACCCACUUGAGCGCCAGUUUGAGCGCUUUAACCAGGCCAACACCAUCCUCAAGUCUCGGGACCUGGGCUCCAUCAUCUGUGACAUCAAGUUCUCUGAGCUCACCUACCUCGACGCAUUCUGGCGCGACUACAUCAAUGGCUCGCUGCUAGAGGCGCUUAAAGGCGUCUUUAUCACAGACUCCCUCAAGCAGGCUGUGGGCCACGAAGCCAUCAAGCUGCUGGUGAACGUGGAUGAGGAGGACUACGAGCUGGGCCGGCAGAAACUCCUGAGGAACUUGAUGCUGCAGGCACUGCCCUGACCUUCCCCUCUCACCUCUCGGGGGACUAUUCCCACCGCCCGCCUCUGGAGCUCACAUACUGUUCUGGGGUUGGUUCUCUGCCCUUCCGACCAAUCACACCCCUGCCUUUUUUUUUUUUUUUUUUUUUUUAAAGGAAAAGACAAAAAUGGAAGUGGUGUUCCCCACCCCUCCCUGCACCCACGUGCCUGGGCCUCCCCCUUGUUUCCCUUUUCCGCGUACCCUCCUAAUGUGUCUCUACAGCCACCUUGCCACUGAGCCGUAAGACAAACGUAGAGGGAGAAGCAGAGGCUACAGAACGUAGUCUUUGUAAGGGAUGGAAGCGAACACUGCUUUUGGGUGCGUCGAGGGGUUAUCCGUGCUUCUGGCUUUACGAGGGCUCUUCAAUUUUGUCUGAAAAACCAAAGGGCUGUGAGUAAGGGAGCUGUGUGGAAGGUGGGACUCUGAAGUGUAUUUUGGAAAUGAAUCACCACCCUCUCCCAAAUUAUAGAAUUUUUAAAAAAACAAAAGCUGUGGCCCUUUCCGCUCUCUCCUGGCCUCUGGUGCUGCUCCUCUCUGCCCCGUUCCCUCCGUUCCAGGGCUUCAGACCUCUGUCUGGUGCGGCUCCAUCCUUUGUCCCCUUUGCCAAACCCUCUUCAAGUGAGGACUGGGUCAGCCAAGUUGCCCCUCCCGACAGGGUGGACGGAGAAGGGGGUGCUGAUUAAAAUACACUCCCCCUGAGGAGGGGAAGGGGGAGUGUGAGACUUCCCUUCCAUGUUCAAGUGAAAAUAAAUCAUGUACCCUGCAGCCCUUUCCCCUUGGCUUUCUUCUGGCUUGGGCAAAGGGCAUCACAGGUGAAAGUGAAGUCAUUCAGUAUCACCUCCUGUCUUCUCUUUCCUUCCCCAUUCUCUAUCCCACUCCCACUCCCAAGCUUCGGAGCGCGGGGCUGGGACAUGCACUGAGUGUUGCACUUUUAUUUGGGUAGGGAGGCUUGUCGAAUGAUCCAGGAGGCCUAGAGCUGGAGCCCAGUCCAGCUGGUACACCACCACCUCCCCUUUCAGCUCCCAAAGGAGAUGCCCAGACACAGACUUGAUGAUGAUUAUAUUUUUUCCAAUGCCAGUGCUGCUCAGCCCUCAGCAUAACUUCAGUUUUCAUGAAAUAAACAGUGACUAUAUAAAA
Neomonachus schauinslandi (Hawaiian monk seal) is the source of this 2392-nucleotide messenger RNA. It is a transcript of the gene DEDD, whose product is annotated as death effector domain containing. Gene Ontology annotation, biological process: regulation of apoptotic process; extrinsic apoptotic signaling pathway via death domain receptors; apoptotic process. The record is from RefSeq and is a predicted model, not a curated record. The transcript has 6 exons. Gene Ontology annotation, molecular function: protein binding; DNA binding. Bases 281 to 1237 code for a protein of 318 amino acids. NCBI's taxonomy places the organism in Eukaryota, Metazoa, Chordata, Mammalia, Carnivora, Phocidae. Gene Ontology annotation, cellular component: nucleolus.